GAAUUAACCUUUCAUAACUUGCUCAUUUUUGCAGGUCUCGGCUUGUGUCCACUGGAACACAUCGGCCCGGGCUUCAUGCAGCCGCAGUUUAAGUGUGCGAACGGCCGCUGUAUCCACGCUGAACUGGAAUGUGACGGGAUCAACAACUGUGGUGAUUCCAGUGACGAGUCGAACCUGGACCACCAGACGAACUGUGACCGGCUGAAGGACCCUCCUGGAAACAGAACGGACCUGCCCCAUGCCCAAGUGAGCGAAGUUCAUCGUCCUAGCAACUUCCCCACCACCCUGAGUGCGCAUGACCAAGAGGCCACGUACGGCGGGCACGGGCUGAGUAACGGAGCCAUCGUCGCCAUCGUCAUCAUCGCUUUCGUCUCGGUGGGAAUCAUCAUCUUCGCCGCCGCCGUGCGCUACACACGGUUCCGCGACAAAUUCCAAGGAGGCGCUACUCAGAGGAGUAUAGACUACGAGUACACAGAGAGCCCAGCGUACGAGCCGUCCGAGAGGGUGGCUCGGCUGGUGAUACGGGACGGGAGAGCCAUCAUCACUCGGGGGUACAUCCCCACACACAGCGUCGGGAGUACUAGUACCAGUGCCACGGAUGACCGGGCGGCCUCUACACACACCUUGAACGGAGACUGUUCUAACGCAGCAAACUCCCAGGCAAACGGCCACGUGGUGCUACCGACAAGAUCUGGUAGUGAUAAACCAAGUUUACAGCCGUUGCUAGGAGACCGAAAGGGAAGCGACAGUGACGGUUCACUGCUGCCCUCCUACCCGCCCCCUCCUUAUGCAGACCUGUAUCAUCAAGUCUAUGAUCGCACACUAGAUUCCUCAGCUGUAUAACACCAGGCUUGGAUAGCACGAAGUUUUGUAAAUAUAAUUAUUGUACAUUUGAGUGUACAUAUCUGUAUAUGUUGCUGUGUUAACAUAUUUACGUGAAUUUAUAAUAUUGAUAUCAAUUUUAUUGAAAUUUGGAAUAAAACUGCAAUCAUUUCUGUUUCAACAAUA
Messenger RNA from Branchiostoma floridae (Florida lancelet), 1008 nucleotides. RefSeq names its product low-density lipoprotein receptor-related protein 5-like. The transcript is spliced from 3 exons. Bases 76 to 843 code for a protein of 255 amino acids. The record is from RefSeq and is a predicted model, not a curated record. NCBI's taxonomy places the organism in Eukaryota, Metazoa, Chordata, Leptocardii, Amphioxiformes, Branchiostomatidae. Gene Ontology annotation, molecular function: protein binding.